AAGAACUACAACUCCCAGAAAGCCGCGCGCAGGACUUCCGGGCGCCUUUUCCGGCCGGGCCGCGCGGGCGCAGGAGCAGCCGGGAGUGACCAUGACGAAACUGGCGCAGUGGCUCUGGGGCCUGGCGCUCCUGGGCUCCGCCUGGGCGGCCCUGAACGUGGGAGCUCUGGGCUUGGAGUUACCCGCGCCCUGCCGGGACGUCCUGUGGCCACUGCCCGCCUACCUGCUGGUGGCCGCUGGCUGCUAUGCUUUGGGCACUGUGGGCUAUCGCGUGGCCACGUUUCACGACUGCGAGGACGCCGCCCGCGAGCUGCAGAAUCAGAUCCAGGAGGCCCGAGCGGAUUUAUCCCGCAGGGGCCUGCGCUUCUGACACCCUGGCCCCUCCCGUCCCCAUUAAAAAGCAAGUUUGUUUUCUAA
Messenger RNA from Heterocephalus glaber (naked mole-rat), 417 nucleotides. It is a transcript of the gene Dpm3, whose product is annotated as dolichyl-phosphate mannosyltransferase subunit 3, regulatory. NCBI's taxonomy places the organism in Eukaryota, Metazoa, Chordata, Mammalia, Rodentia, Bathyergidae. The record is from RefSeq and is a predicted model, not a curated record. Gene Ontology annotation, cellular component: endoplasmic reticulum membrane; dolichol-phosphate-mannose synthase complex. Gene Ontology annotation, biological process: GPI anchor biosynthetic process.